AUGCGAAGGGUAGCGAUACAGAAGGGAGCUUUCAAGCUCACAUCCUUUCAUGAGGGAGCUUUCACGCCCAACACAUCCUUUUAUGAGGGAGCUUUCGCGCCCAACACAUCCUUUUAUGAGGGAGCUUUCGCGCCCAACACAUCCUUUUAUGAGGGAGCUUACAAGCUCACAUCCUUUUAUAAGGGAGCUUUCACGCCCAACACAUCCUUUUAUAAGGGAGCUUUCACGCUCAACACAUCCUUUUAUGAGGGAGCUUUCAAACCCACAUCCUUUUAUGAGGGAGCUUUCACGCCCAACACAUCCUUUUAUGAGGGAGCUUUCACGUCCAACGCAUCCUUUUCUGCUGGGUUUUUAAGUAAAUAUACUAGAGUAUCAUCCACUGGCUCAACUCUUAGGCCCUGUCCACACUGUCGAGCAGAGCCCGGCAGACACUGCCCGCUGUUUGUAUUUCUCUCGCUUCUGAAGCCAUGUUACCAGAUGAUUGUAUCCUUUCAGGCUCAUAUUAGGCAGAGCCCGACGGUCUCUGCCCUUACAAGGCAAAGUCCGUCUGUAGCAGCGUUACCAAACUGGUGGAGGGCUUCCCGCAUAACAUCGUCUGCAUCGUCACGCAUCCUUUUGCCUGAUCGAUUGGCAGUAUUCAGUGUAGUAGAGGUGUCACUUCUGGCUGAAUUGUCCGUAUUGUCCGUAGGACAUGCAGUAGACACUGCAGGCGGUGUCAUUACAGGUGUUGUUACUGCAAGAGAUGUUUCACCAACUCCCAUCACUAUAUACCUUUCCUCCUCCUCCUCCUCCUCCUACUUCACCACCACAUCCUCCCCCUUUUCCUCCUCUUCCUCCUCCUCUACCACCUUCUCCUCCUUCUCCUCCUCCUCCUCCACCACCUCUUCCUCCUUCUCCUCCUCCUCCACCUCCUCCUCCUCUACUCCAUCUCCAAUCUACUCCUCCUCUUACUCCUCCUCCUCCAUCUCCUCCUCCUCUUCCUUCUCCUUCUCCUCCUCCUCCUCCUUCAAUUUUGAGUCAGCUGACUAUCUAGACUCUGAAUCGGUUGACACUGUAGACUUUGAGUCAGUUGACUCUCUAUAUGUUGAGUCAGUGCUGACUCCAGACUUUGUAUCAGUUGGCUCUUUAGACUUUAAGUCAGUUGACUCUCUAUACUUUGAGUCAGUUAACUCCCUAGACUCUGAGUCAAUUGACUCACUAGACUCUGAGUUAGUUGACUCACUAGACUCUGAGUCAGUUGACUCCCUAGACUCUGAGUCAGUUGAUUCUCUAGACUCUGAGUCAGUUGACUCCCUAGACUGUGAGUCAGUUGACUCCCUAGACUGUGAGUCAGUUGACUCAGUAGACUCUGAGUCAGUUGACUCCCUAGACUCUGAGUCAGUUGACUCACUAGACUCUCAGUCAGUUGACUCCCUAGACUCUGAGUCAGUUGACUCCCUAGACUGUGAGUCAGUUGACUCCCUAGACUGUGAGUCAGUUGACUCCCUAAACUCUGAGUCAGUUGACUCACUAGACUCUGAGUCAGUUGACUCACUAGACUCUGAGACAGUUGACACCCUACACUCUGAGUCAGUUGACACCCUACACUCUGAGUCACUUGAUUCUCUAGACUCUGAGUCAGUUGACUCUCUAGACUCUGAGUCAGUUGAGUCCCUAUACUCUGAGUCAGUUGAUUCUCUAGACUUUUAG
Molecule: messenger RNA, 1689 nt
Organism: Macrobrachium nipponense
Lineage: Eukaryota; Metazoa; Arthropoda; Malacostraca; Decapoda; Palaemonidae
Exons: 6
Coding region: 1-1689 (562 amino acids)
Source: RefSeq, a predicted model, not a curated record